CAAACGGCUGUUCGGUCAGAGGCCGUUGCUAGGCGGCGAACGGCGGUGGUGGUUGCGGCCUGAGCUAGAGCGGCGUCGGCGGCGGCGGCAGAGGCAGUGGUGGGGAUAGUCGACACGUUAGUUAAACGCCGCGGUGAAAUGUUAGGGUGGCUCCGGUGGCGAUAGCAACGCGUGACGCUUGAGGCGGCUGUUCGCGCGCUUUAGAGAUUGACGUAAAACCCUGGCGUGGCUAUUGAAGGAAGCGCCUAUGACCGGGGCGUGCUGGAUGGUGCUACGAUGGCCCCGGACAGCAGAACGAUCCUCGUCGACUUUCCACACUUCAGCGAGGCCGUGGUGCACCGCCUCAACCAGCAGCGGCUCGAGGGCCAGCUGUGCGACCUCACCGUGGGCGUGCAGGGUCGCACAUUCCGAGCUCACCGCGCCGUGCUCGCCGCGAGCUCGCCCUACUUCUGUGAUCAGGUGCUACUAAAAAGCUGCAGUCGCAUCGUACUGCCAGAUGUCAUGAGUGCACGGGCCUUUGAAGGGGUGCUGACAUCCUGUUAUACAGGCCGCCUGAGCCUCCACCCAGACGACAUGGUGGCCUGCCUCACCAUCGCCAGCUUUCUGCAGAUGUGGCACCUGGUCGACAGAUGCACGGAGCUACUGAACAUGGCGCGCGCGACGCAUCGACCUGCCUCUACCUCCUCCUCUUCAAACCGGCGCAAGGGACAGCGUAGUAGUGUGGAGCAGUCUCCCAGUAGUAGCAACUUUAUUGGUGCACCUGAGAAUCCAGAGGUGCAUUCUGCAGCCGUGGGGAAUGGGGAACAAGAAACGAACUAUGCCAAUGAGGAGAAUGAGAGUAAGGAGUGUGAAAUGUCUCUGAGCAAUGAGGCAGAAAAUAUUUCCAGCAACUCCUCUGUGGGACAAGAGAGCACUGAGUAUCCAUUCCAGGAGGAGCUGGAGGAGGUCCGUACAGAUUUCGGUGAAGUGCAAGGAAGGCCUCCACACAUCCCAACCAGUAUUAUUCCACAGCGACAGUGGGUGCAGGUGAAAACAGAAAAAAUCGAACACAAAUUGGGCAGCCCGUAUGUUAAUGAUGCAAAUCUCCACGACGAGAACUGCUUUUCUGAAGAUGGUGUCGUUGAACACCUUCUACGCUCUUCUGAAGUGGAGGAUCCAUUCACAGAGCCGGCACCGGGCUCCCACGAAGAAUUUGAUGAACAGCUCGAGAGGGCCUCAUAUCAUGGUCACUUGAAGGACUACUACGGUGUCAGUUCCCACAUAUAUGACACAGAGGUCCGAAUGAAAGCGCAUGGAGAGAGCCAGUCGACGGUGACAGAAGGUGCAUCGGCCGCCGACAGCUACCAGCAGGGCGGAGGCGAAGCAGAGGCAAGGCCUGAGCAAGCAGGAUCGGCUUGCAAGCUCUACCAGUGCCAGUGCGGUAAGGGCUUCACGCACAGGAGCCAGCGCGACCGCCACAUGAGCAUGCACCUGGGGCUGCGGCCAUACUCCUGCAGUAUCUGCGGUAAGAGCUUCAAGAUGAAGCACCACCUGAGUGGGCACAUGAAGACCCACACUGGGUAUCGGCCCUUCAGCUGCCUGUGUUGUGGCAAGAAAUUCAUGUGGAGAGACAGCUUCACUCGCCACUCCACAAUAUGUGGCCAGGACAGCCAGGCUCAGGCGAACACACCACUUGAUGGACCUUGAGUUUUAUAUAUUGCCAUGUUUUUGUUUGUGUCGAUAUGUAUUUUGUGUGAGUGAAGGACGUUAUAUUUAAAUGGUGCACAAUCAUUGUUGUGGAGCCUGUUGAGCCAGUGUGACAUGCCACGGAUUUGUCAGGCAGGGAAUUUCAGAAGUUUUAUUUAGGAAUAAGAAUGAUUUCCUUUUGAUUUCAAUGUGUAUCCAUAAAUAUGACCUUCCAUUCAAAAUGUUUCUGAAAAUUGCAACCAUGUUUGUGAUUUCUAGAAAGAUGUAGUUAUUUUUAUAUUAUUUUGUCCCCAAUGUGUUCUGUUGUAAUAUAUAUUCGUUGUACAUUUUUUAAUGUUAAGAUUCAAAUAUUUUUAGGAUAAAACCACAUUCUACACUAACCGGCGAUGCUGUAUUGUGACGCACAUGUAAAUUAGUAUUCAUACUUAUUUUUUGAGAUGUGCCAAUUAAACAUAUGAACGAGUUUCUUAGACUGGCAGUCCAGAUAUUUGUUUGAGGCGCAACAUCACCAGCAGUUGUUGGUUAAUCAUAUCAUUUAGCUGUAUUCAUUACUGUGUUACAAAGCCUGGAUUACAUAAACAUCCAAUUGUACUUUUUGAUGGCGUUAUAAAACUACAGUAUGCUGCUAUGUUUCUCGUAUUUUGAAGAAUACUGCACUACAGUAUAAAGAAUAACAUUUCACAUUGACCAUAAUUAGUACGAAUAUAAAUAAUAAAACGGAUUACGAUAUUAAAUAUUUUAUUCUGUUACUAAUGGACAUUUCCUUCAAAUUCAAAGGCAGUAUUGUCACAUGUAUGUAUAAAUAAAUGUACAUAUCCUGCAUACAUGUCCAGUAUAUAUAACGGUGGUUGUGAACUGGCUUUUAAUAUUCUAGACUUAAAAAAAUACCCCAAUGCAUCAGCAUAAAUGAUGUACUGUAUGCAAAAUGUAUAUUAUUGAGGUUGCCCAAUGAGAGCACUAUACGGUAUACUGAAGUCGGUUUGGUGUUUGCUUUAUAUAACCCGUUCUGAUUUAUCACAUGUAUACAGAAAUGUAGGCACUGUAUACACAGUACAGUGCAUGUUUUGCCACUUAUGGGUUUGCAAGUUUGGCUAAAUGUGUGAUGUAAUCGGAAAAUAAUUCAACUGUCCUAAAUGUACUGUACUAUUUAGUGGUACAGAAUAUUUGUGGAGUAUUUAACGCUAUAGUACAUUUAUGUACAGUACAUGCGUUAAUAAUUUAGUCUUAUCCAGACGAGAAGCCCUCUCCAUCAUGCCAUGUAUGUUGUGUUUUUACUAUAAUUCACCACACUGGUUAAUGUGGGUAGGACCAUUCAGAUAUUGCUGUACUUGCCACGUUUGUUAGCUAUGGCUGGGAAUCAAUCUCAGGUUGCUCAGUUCAUGGGCCAGUGCAUAGACCACUGCACCACUGCUCUCACAAAACAGAAGCUGCCAUUUGCCACGAAGUGGUGAUGGCAUUACGACGGUGCAGGUGCCAGGCUAGGUGCGCUUUGAGGCCACAUUAAGCGUGGAAGGCUCGUUAGCAGGUCAUGGGGAAGACCCAGGUGUUGAGUUAAGAUGACUGGCAGAUACCAUCUGUGCUCCCCGACGUACAAGUCUGCUGUUUUAACCACCCGGUUCUCCGCUCGUCAUGAACAUCGUUCGUCUGCCCUCCGUUGUUGGAGGGCGACUGCCUCGCCAACGACCCAGUAGCAUCCUUCACGAGCCUCCUCCAAAGAGGCAAAGUUUGACACCGCUAGGACCAGUCGUCGGCAAGUCCAAGUAAAAUCACCUCCACAUGUUGUAACGCAUCUCUCCUCCAGCUUGUGCUGCGCCCAUUUGGCGCCCUCUAUCUGGCCAAACAGACGCUGGGCUGGGCAUGACAAUUUACACACUACCACAUAGGCAACAGCAGUCGGACACAAGAAAAUACGCUCACAAAAAUUACAAGUGGCAUAUAGAUAAUCUGUAUCCUGGUUAAGUGGGACCUUAUUGUGAUGAGAAGAAAUUACAAACUGGCAGCGGUAUUGUCCUGUUUGUGCUGCAAAGUGCAAUUAAGAUGGUAUAAAAUGUAUAGUGAUUGGAAAUUGCUUUGGUUAAUAAGGUGGAGUAUUUUUUUAAAGCACUAUUUAAACCACAGCAAGAUAAAAAAGUAGAUAAAAAGCAAUACAGUAAAGUUGCUUCAUGAUUCCUUUUUUAAAUCACGAGUUUGUUCACGUUUUCUUUAGGCCAAAUAAAAUGUUAAAUGUGUAUUUAUAUUAUAGUUAGAGAUGUAUUGUGGUGAUAUACUUUAAAAUGUGAACUUUUUUGUAAAAUGUUUAGCAUGUGUUUUUUCAUGUUGCAAACCUAACAUGGCCUUGUUAAUUUGAAAUUGAAGUGCAUUACUGUCAAAAGGGCUGUUUACAUGACACAAACACUGAUUUAUAAGCUUGUUAGAAAUGAAUAUGUAAUGUUCAUUCCAUUCUCAAGCUAAAGUAGUAAGUAGCAAUCAAUACCAAUUUUGAAUUAUGAUCAUUAAUAAGCAUUGAUAUCCUGCACUAGUGAAAAUUCAUUGGGCCUGCAAAAGUUCAUACCGCUCAGAAAUAGGCAAUUCAGUUUAUUCAGUUACCAAUUCGGUAUGAAUUCGAAUAAUUUUCUGUUUCUGCUGCAUUUUAAUCUAAGACCUUGACAGUAGUUUUCAAUACUGUACCUCAGUCAAAUAUUACUGCCCUUUGGUGAUGCUAGAAAUCCAGCGUCUUGUUCAAUUUUCAAUUAAUUGUGGUAGUCUUAUAAGAACAUAUUUAGUAUGUGGCCAGGAAGUCUGCUUUAUACCAUGUUAUAAUUACCUGACUACAGAUUCACAAUUCUUAACACCUUUACAGAAAGGUCAAUUGCACUUUCAUGCUUUGAAUGUGGAAAGUAGCAUUUGCAGAAACCCAACCAGGUUGGACAUAGUUUUUUUCUAAUUUGCAAAUUCUAUCUUGUAAAUUAUGCAUAUUGUUGCUGUUGUCUAUUUGAAUACUUUACAUCAGAUUUUUUAAAGUUCUCAAUCCCUGGAAUACCAACUACUUUUCAGUCCUAUAUUUGGACAAUAACAUUGCUGCUUAUCAAGCAGAUUAGACACAUUCCAAACACCAUUUCUCGUCAUAUUAGUGAAACUUUAUGGUGUAGUGCUUUGUUGAAUGUGUUUUUAGUUCUUAUUGUAUUAUAUUUCUACGGUGUUAAAAUACAGGAGAGUCAAAAUACUGUAAUGUUUUAUUUAUUUAGCAAAGAAUGUCCUUCCCAUAAAUUCACUAAAAUGUGAUCUAAAAAUAAAGUUUACAAAAACC
This is a messenger RNA of Petromyzon marinus (sea lamprey), 4972 nucleotides long. RefSeq names its product zinc finger and BTB domain-containing protein 43-like. Gene Ontology annotation, molecular function: DNA-binding transcription factor activity, RNA polymerase II-specific; RNA polymerase II cis-regulatory region sequence-specific DNA binding; protein binding. NCBI's taxonomy places the organism in Eukaryota, Metazoa, Chordata, Hyperoartia, Petromyzontiformes, Petromyzontidae. Gene Ontology annotation, biological process: regulation of transcription by RNA polymerase II. The record is from RefSeq and is a predicted model, not a curated record.